CAUUGGAAAUGGGAACCGAAGUAGGACCGAAAGCUUCCGCAAAACGCCCAUUUACUUGUUUUGAGACGACUGCUCUUGAAGAAAAAGAAAAAGCCCUAGAACUUGUCUAUUUUCUAAGGAAAUUGUAGGUGCGACUCUCCGCCUGAUGAUCCGGGAUUAAGAACACUUUAAUCGCAUUAAAAUAUCGUCGUUAUUCCGGCAUUUAGUUUAUCUGAAGAAAAUAAAGCACCAUACUAAUCGUUUUAUCUCCGAUACGCGGCGUGUUGAAGAUUACCGGUAGUUGUGAACCGACGUCCGAGUGUUGACGUCGCGAUGGCCAAGCUAGUGGUGUGGGCGUGUCUGCUGGUCGCCGUCGCGGCACAGGACGACUUGUACGAACUCAAUAUUAUACACUUCAACGAUUUCCAUGCACAUUUCGAGGAAGUCAGUCCCUCGGGCACAGUAUGCAACCCCGCCGACACCUGCAUCGGGGGCUACGCGCGGCUCUACACCGCCAUCCGCGAGGCGCGCGAGGCGGAGCCCGACUCGCUGGUGCUGAACGGCGGCGACACAUUCCAGGGCACCAUCUGGUACAACUUCCUGCGGUGGAACGUCUCGCAGCACUUCAUGAAUCUGCUGCCGCAUGACGCACACGUGCUGGGCAACCACGAGUUCGACCACGGGCCCGAGGGCCUGCUUCCGUACUUGGAGCGCCUGAACGCGCCCAUGCUCGGCGCCAACGUGAACACCACCUUCGAGCCGGAGCUGACGCCCUACCUGCGCAACCACAUCGUGCUGGAGCGCCGCGGGCGCAGGAUCGGCAUCAUUGGAGUGUUGCUCAGAGUGUUCUCAGCGCCAAUCGGAGGCGUAAUAAUGGAAGACGAGGUGGAAGCCAUCAACCGCGAGGCGGCCAUUUUGGAGGAGCAGGGAGUCGACAUCAUCAUAGUGCUGUCUCACUGCGGCUACGCUCCCGAUCUGCGAAUGGCGGCGGAGAUAUCGUCCUCCGUGGACAUCAUAGUGGGCGCGCACUCGCACACGCUGCUCUACACCGGGGAUUCCCCGAACGGCGACUCGGCGGGCGGGGACUACCCUACGCCGGUAGUGAGGAGCGAUGGACAUCGGAUCCUGGUAGUCCAAGCAUCGUGCUACACGCGGUACCUGGGUAACAUCAAGCUGUUCUUCGAUGACGCCGGCAUCAUCCAGGGUUGGGAGGGAGUGCCCAUUUUCCUGGGAUCCUCUAUCGUGCAAGACCCUCAAAUGAUGGCGGAACUAGAGCCAUGGCGUUCGGAAGUGGACGCCGUUGGUAAGGAGGUGCUGGGUCGCUUGCUGACUCCCCUCAGCCGCUCCUGCUACUCGCGGGAGUGCAACAUCGGCAGCUGGGCUUGUGACGGCUUCCUGCAGCAGCUGAUGGAGCGCGCUAAUGAAGGUUCGUGGAACGAAGCGCACGUCUGCUUGAUCAACGCCGGCGGUCUGCGUGCGGCCAUCGAUCGCGGCGCGGUGACGACCGAGGGCCUCCUGAUGGCGAUGCCGUUCGAGAACUACGUGCAGGUGUACGACCUGAAGGGCGAGCACCUGCUGGAAGCGCUGGAGUUCUCCGUCGGCGUCUACAUGGAGCCCGGGGACUUCUACAGCGGUCGCAUGCUGCAAAUCGGAGGCCUACGCGUAGUAUACAACGCAUCGCAGCCCGUCAACUCGCGCGUACAGUCGGCCUCGGUGCGCUGCGUCGACUGCUCCGUGCCGCGAUACACGCCGCUCGACCCCAGCGCCACCUACCGUGUCGUUACCCAGAACUACAUCGGCGACGGCGGCGGCGGCUACACGAUGCUGUCAGAAAACCGCGAAAACCUGGAGAACCUGCAGCUAGACUACGUGAUGCUGCAGGAGUUCCUGCGGCACCAGGGCGCCGUGCUGCAAGACCUGGACGGUCGCAUCGAGGUCGUCUUCUAGGACCAAAGUUUUAGAACCAACUUUAAAUGUUUUCAAUAUAGAGUCAGAGCGGUUACCGCGAAAACCGAAAUUCGCAAAUUGCGGGAAUCUUUCUCUUUUACUCUAAUGAAGGCGUAAUUAGAGUAACAGAGAAAAUUCGCGGUUAUAGCCCUGACCAGCGAGUCGUGUCACAAGCUAUUUUUUUUAAUUCUAUAGAAUUAAAAAAAUAGCUUGUGACAUAUAUAUGGCAACAUUUUUUCCCAUCAAAUAAGCUGUCAGUUUCAAGCUGUUAUUUACUUUCAUAGUGAUUUUAUUGCCAGGUGCGGUUUUUUUUAAAUUCCCGCGUUUUUUUGUGCCACGACUCGCUGGUCAGGCUGGUCCUAUUUUAUACGGAGUUGAGCAAUUCUCAGCAAAGUCAAAUUGUAUACGUUUUGUCUUAUUUUAAGCUUUUAUAAGGCAGGAACGAAUAUAAUAUUCCUCACUUGAUUUUAAUUUCAGUAGUAAGGUUCAAUUUUGGGUAAUACAUAUUCGACUCUUUCACCCAUGUUCGUUAAGUGGAUAACCCAUAUAUUUUAGUCCAAAUUGAAAGAACCGCUCCACUACGUAAAAAAUCACGUUAAAAUUAGAGCUCUAUUCUAACUAUUUUGGCUCAGCGAUCCAAAGAGAAUCUUGGCCUUAGAAACGAGAGCGUGCCACCAGUCCCCAUCCUGCGCAAAUUCCUGCCAGUUACAGACACU
Cydia fagiglandana is the source of this 2642-nucleotide messenger RNA. RefSeq names its product apyrase-like. Gene Ontology annotation, molecular function: nucleotide binding; metal ion binding; 5'-nucleotidase activity. The transcript has 11 exons. The coding region runs from base 313 to 1926 and encodes 537 amino acids. Gene Ontology annotation, biological process: AMP catabolic process. Lineage: Eukaryota; Metazoa; Arthropoda; Insecta; Lepidoptera; Tortricidae. Gene Ontology annotation, cellular component: plasma membrane. The record is from RefSeq and is a predicted model, not a curated record.